Messenger RNA from Pseudophryne corroboree (corroboree frog), 3907 nucleotides. It is a transcript of the gene TMEM8B, whose product is annotated as transmembrane protein 8B. Gene Ontology annotation, cellular component: membrane. The transcript has 10 exons. The record is from RefSeq and is a predicted model, not a curated record. The coding region runs from base 88 to 1890 and encodes 600 amino acids. NCBI's taxonomy places the organism in Eukaryota, Metazoa, Chordata, Amphibia, Anura, Myobatrachidae.
GAGUGUCAGUACCUCUUUCAGCCACAGCUCAUUGUGCAGAGGGCAGUCGGGGUGCCAGUCCUGUACCCAGGAUACAUCACAGAGCAGAUGCUACCAGCUCACAAUCGCUCAGCUUUGUACAAGGUCUUCAUUCCUCAGUUCACCCUGGGGCUGCAGGUCAGUCUCCUCGGAUGUCGCCUUGGUCUGCGCUCUGUUGAAAGAUGUCCCCUUCUUUUGAGACUUCGUGCCAAAGCUCCUCCUCUGUACAAUUCUUCCAGCCAAGACUGUGCCAGCCCCACUGUAUGCCAGCUAGUUCUGGCUCUGCCAUUGUGGCAGCACUGGUAUUAUGUUUUGGUGGAGAGGACCGCAAUAUCGGGAACUGCCAUCUAUUUCCAGCUGACUACACAGCUGCAAGACUGUUCCCGCCCAGGUCUCUCUCGAUCUUCCACAAGUCCUAGUUCUUCUUUGAACAUGCCUCAAUCCUUUGGAGCUGCUGGGGGACUGGCUUCCUUAGAAGGUCUCCCUUCUGCAGGGCUUUCUCUGGCAGCUGCUAACCUGUCGUGGGGUGACAGCACAAUCAUCCUGCCCUCCUGUUGGCCUAUACGCCCUACACUGAGGAAUGAGCUGGACACAUUCUCCGUUCACUUCUAUAUAUUCUUUGGACCAAAUGUUUCUGUACCUCCUGACCGACCAGCUGUGUUCAGCAUCAAUCUAUUGCCAGUGCUGGAUAGCGGAGGUGUGCUGAACCUGGAGGUGCGACUCAAUGCUUCCUCUGUCCAGGGUGAGAAUGUGACGGUGUUUGGGUGUCUGAACCACGGUGUCCCCCUGAUCUCUGGGGAUAACGCCUCCAUCAGCUGCCAGACAGAUGCCCUCUCUGGCUUCUCUCUGUCUGUAAAUGUCAGUCAUUUGGUCAGCCGGCUCCGAAUCCCGUACCCCCAGACUGGCACCUGGUACCUGAGCCUGCGCUCCCUGUGCGUCACGGAACACGGGUGGACUCCGUGCGGCAACAUCAGCGCAGAGGUAAACCUGCGCACUUUCCUGUCUCCGUGUAUCAAUGAAUGUGGAACGUACGGACAGUGCAAACUGCUGAGGACCAACAACUACCUGUACGCCGCCUGCGAGUGCCGGGCAGGAUGGACUGGUUGGGGCUGCACGGAUAACACUCAGGCUUUCACAUACGGCUUCCAGCUUCUGUCUACUCUCCUGCUCUGCCUCAGUAACCUGAUGUUCCUGCCGCCGGUACUCAUUGCUCUGCGCAGCCGCUACCUACUGGAGGCCUCUGUCUACAUCUUCACCAUGUUCUUCUCCACCUUUUAUCACGCCUGUGAUCAGCCCGGCAUCGUCGUCUUCUGCAUCAUGGAGUAUGACGUCCUGCAGUUCUGCGAUUUCCUUGGCUCGCUCAUGUCGGUGUGGGUGACGGUUAUCAGCAUGGCCAGAUUACAGCCAAUCAUCAAACAGGUCCUCUACCUGCUGGGGGUGAUGUUACUGUCGAUGGCUCUCCAGCUGGACCGUCAUGGGCUCUGGAACCUCCUGGGACCCAGUCUGUUCGCUGUGGGCAUAAUGGCUAUAGCUUGGACGUUCCGGACCAUACGCAGGCGCCACUGUUACCCCCCGACAUGGAAGCGGUGGCUCUUCUACCUGUGCCCUGGGACGCUUAUCGCCAGCUCAGCCGUGGCGCUGUACGCCUUCGUGGAAACGGAGGAAAACUACUUCUACAUUCAUAGCAUUUGGCACAUGCUGAUCGCCGGCAGUGUCGGCUUCUUGCUCCCGCCACGUUCCAAGCCUGAUGGGAGAGUGGCACCACUGUCCAGGCGGAAAGGCUGUGGCUACCAGCUGUGUGUCAAUGAGCAGGAGGAGCUCGGGCUGGUGGACCCCGGAUCAGUCUCUAUAAACAGCAUCUGCACCAGCUGACACAGGAGCCACAUGACCGUGUCGGCAUUUGUUAGUCCGUGGGACUGUUGUGGCCGGAGCUGGACAAUUAGUGUCACAAACUGCCUUCAUCUCCAGCACAGGAGAACAGCUGGCGUGGUCAGUAUUACCUCAUUCAGGACUACCGUGUGCAUUAAUAACCCACUCCUCAGCAGGGCCACAUGGGCCACGGAGGACACGUGGACAGAACAACAGUAACAGGGAACGUCACAGAUUAUGUGUGAUCGGGAUAAUCACAGCCUGUCUGUGUGGUCAGGAGGCAGGACUACAGUGCAUGUAUGAUGGACGCCACGAGGACGUAGCUAGACCUCUGUGUACUACGGAUACUCGCGCAGUGUAACGGGUCACUUGCAACGCUCCACUUUUGUUCCUGGAUCACCACUCCCACAGCUUGGGGGCCACAAACUCCUCUCUCUGGUGUUACCCACACACUUUGUUUGAUGGGACUGUGUGAUUGCACACCACAGCUGGAUGGGACUGCGAUUGUACAUUACAGCUAGAUAGGACUGUGUGAUUGCACAUCACAGCGGGAUGGGACUGUGUGAUUGUACAUCAUAGCUGGAUGGGACUGUGUGAUUGCACAUCAUAGCUGGUUGGGACUGUCUGAUUGCACAUCACAGCUGGAUGGGAAUGUGUGAUUGAACAUUACAGCGGGAUGGGAAUGUGUGAUUGAACAUCACAGCGGGAUGGGAAUGUGUGAUUGAACAUCACAGCGGGAUGGGAAUGUGUGAUUGAACAUCACAGCUGGAUGGGACUGUGUGAUUGCACACCACAGCUGGAUGGGACUGUGUGAUUGCACAUCAUAGCUGGUUGGGACUGUCUGAUUGCACAUCACAGCUGGAUGGGACUGUGUGAUUGCACAUCACAGCUGGAUGGGAAUGUGUGAUUGCACACUACAGCUGGAUGGGACUGUGUGAUUGCACACCACAGCUGGAUGGGACUGUGUGAUUGAACAUCACAGCGGGAUGGGACUGUGUGAUUGCACACCAUAGCUGGUUGGGACUGUGUGAUUGCACACCACAGCUGGAUGGGUCUGUGUGAUUGCACACCACAGCUGGUUGGGACUGUGUGAUUGCACUCCACAGCUGGAUGGGUCUGUGUGAUUGCACACCACAGCUGGAUGGGACUGUGUGAUUGCACACCACAGCUGGAUGGGACUGUGUGAUUGCACACCACAGCUGGAUGGGACUGUGUGAUUGCACGUCAUAGCUGAAUGGGACUGUGUGAUUGCACGUCAUAGCUGGAUGGCACUGUGAUUGAACGUCACAGCUGGAUGGGACUGUGUGAUUGCAUGUCAUAGCUGAAUGGGACUGUGUGAUUGCACAUCACAGCUGGAGCCGCCUGCCUCCAUUGCACUGGUUUGUUACAGGGCACUACAGGGACACUCUCACGGGAGUGGCAUGUUGGGGAAAAGAUUUAUGUUUUACAAUAAAACAACAAAAGUGCAAUAAAUAAUGAUAAAAAUAUAAAGCAGCUGCUACAGUGUUCUGUAAUACCAGCCCUGUUUUAUGGGAAAUAAAAUAUUGCUAACUGCCAGAGAUGGCUAAUCUGGGUUCCUGCUCUGUUCAGCCUCCACGUCUGCGAGCGCUGGUUUCAUCUGAUCGUUUAUUUAAAAGUCAAAGUGAGAAGAUGCGCCACCAGUAGGCGUGCUCAUAACGCUGGUCGGUGUAUACAUGUCACUGGUUUCAUUUAUACGCCCUAGAAUAUAUCAAUAGCAUAUAGCAGCGGAUUACAGGUUCCUCUAAUAAACAGUGUAAGAGCCACCAUCUGAGGAUGGGGGCAGUGAGGACCUCAGGGAGUUUGAGUUGCAGUGAGGACCUUGGGGAGACGGGGUCACUGAGGACCUCAGGGAGAGUGGGUCACAGUGAGGGCCUCAGGGAGACAAGGGCAGUGAGGGCCUCAGGGAGACAAGGGCAGUGAGGACCUCAGGGAGAUGGGGCAGUGAGGACCUCAGGGAGAUGGGGCAGUGAGGACCUCAGGGAGAUUGGGUCACAGUGAG